Messenger RNA from Talaromyces amestolkiae, 1710 nucleotides. RefSeq lists its product as uncharacterized. Gene Ontology annotation, molecular function: phosphate transmembrane transporter activity. Gene Ontology annotation, cellular component: membrane. Bases 1 to 1710 code for a protein of 569 amino acids. The record is from RefSeq and is a predicted model, not a curated record. The transcript has 3 exons. Gene Ontology annotation, biological process: phosphate ion transport; transmembrane transport. Lineage: Eukaryota; Fungi; Ascomycota; Eurotiomycetes; Eurotiales; Trichocomaceae.
AUGGCUGAGCAAGGCAAAUUGAGUGACCCCGUCGUCGAGACGUACUCCGCCCACCCUUCCCCCGUCAUUGAUCCCAACGAGCGCCGUCGUCAGGCUCUCGAGCAGAUCGACAACGCUGAAUUCGGCUGGCGCCAUGUUCGUGCUUGUAUCGUUGCUGGUGUUGGUUUCUUCACCGAUGCCUACGAUAUCUUCGCUAUCAACAUGGCAUCCGCCAUGUUGGGUGUAGUCUUCUGGGUUGACAGCAACAAAGGAAAAAUCCCCACCAACUCCGAUACUGCCAUCAAGGUUGCCACCUCCGGCGGUACUGUGAUCGGUCAGCUCGCUUUCGGUUGGUUGGCUGACCACGUCGGUCGUAAGCGCAUGUACGGUCUUGAGCUCAUCAUCAUGAUCUUCGCCACCCUCGCCCAGUCUCUCUCAUCCGAUUCUCCUUCCAUGUCUAUUGUCGGCGUUCUCAUCUUCUGGCGUGUGAUCAUGGGCAUUGGUAUCGGUGGUGACUACCCAUUGUCAUCCAUCAUCACUUCCGAAUUCGCGACGACCAAGUGGCGUGGAGCCAUGAUGGGAUCCGUCUUCGCCAUGCAGGGUAUUGGCCAGUUGGUCGGUGCCCUCAUCGCUCUGAUUGUGACCGCUGGUUUCAAGGAAUCCCUCGAGACCGCCAGCACCGUCGCCAAGUGCACUGGCGUUUGCAAUAUCGCUGUUGACAAGAUGUGGCGUGUGGUCAUCGGCUUUGGUGCCGUCCCUGCUGUCUUUGCCCUUUACUACCGCUUGACAAUUCCCGAGACGCCUCGUUAUACCUUUGACAUCAACCGUGACAUUGUUCAGGCCAGCCAAGACAUCAGUGCCUACUUGGAAGGCUCCCGUGAAGGUCACCCCGAUCAGGUUCAACGUGCUGCUGCUAUCCAGAAAGACAGCGAACGUCUCGCUGCUCCCAAGGCUAGCUGGUCCGACUUUAUCGCCCACUAUUCCCAAUGGAAGAAUGGCAGGGUCCUUCUCGGAACAGCUGGGUCCUGGUUCUUCUUGGACGUUGCUUUCUAUGGUCUCGGUCUCAACAACUCCAUCAUCUUGUCUGCAAUUGGUUGGUCUGGCGGCUCUAACGUGUACCAUAUCUUCUACAACACCGCUGUCGGUAACUUGAUCCUUAUCUGCGCCGGUGCCAUUCCUGGUUACUGGGUUACCGUGGCUACUGUUGAUACCAUUGGCCGCAAGCCUAUCCAACUUGGUGGUUUCAUCAUGCUUACCAUUCUCUUCAUUGUCAUUGGUUUUGCCUAUGAUCCAUUGAAGAACUCCCACAACGGCCUCCUUGCUCUCUACGUGUUGGCCCAAUUCUUCUUCAACUUCGGUCCCAAUGCUACCACAUUCAUCGUGCCUGGAGAGUGCUUCCCCACUCGUUACCGUUCCACUUCUCACGGUUUCUCUGCUGCCUCUGGCAAAGUCGGUGCCAUCAUUGCUCAGUGUGUCUUCGGACCUCUCGUUCACCGUGGUGCGCCUGCUGGUUCUUCCGACAGCCCCUGGCUCAACCAUGUCAUGCAGAUCUUCGCUCUCUUCAUGCUUUGCGGUUGCUUCACCACUCUCUUGAUUCCCGAGACCAAGCGCAAGACCCUCGAGGAACUCUCUGGUGAUAACCUUUACUGGGACAGCACCCCCACUCUCGCUAAUCACGAGAAGACCGCUGAGGAGGGUCUCGCUGGCAAUGGUCACGACGCCUCUCACUAG